UUUCCCCUGGUACAAGCGAACUACGCUUCCCGUCAGCCAAUGCGCGCUUAGACGUCCUUGCGUCACACAGGAAUUGCACGAGCGCAGUUCCAGGCAGGCGGUUAAACCGAGAGGAGUGGAGGGCCCGUGUUCGUGGUAUUCCGAAGAACGAGUUCGGUGCGCACCAGACCCAACAGCCAGGCAGCCCUGCUUCUUCAGGCUCGGUGUGGAAGGGCGCCUCUGCGGACUGCCUUGUCUACGUAGCUGUACCGAGUGACGGCAGAGCCUCGGGCCGGCGUGACCCGAGGAGGAGUCGGCCGGAUGGCGGCAGCCGGAGGAGGAGGAUUAGGCACAGGAGGCAAAAUCCGAAGCCGGCGGUAUCACCUGAGCUCUGGAAGGGCCCCAUACACCAAGAACCGUCAGCAGAACCAGCAGGGUAUCAUUGGUCGUGUUAAGGAUACUGUGAAGAGCAUAGUUCCAGUUUGGUUGCAAAAAUAUUUUAACAACGUGGAUGAGGCUCAUGAGGUUUCUCCACACACAAAUGAACCCGAGGAGCAUGUGGACAUACAGAAUGAUGUAGAAAAUGACCAUUUUGCAGAUCAGGAGAGGCUGCCACUUUUUGGCAGGGCUGCCCCAGAACCUGUUAAGAUCCAGUCUGACCCAGCCACAAAUCAGGUGAUGAUGAAUAGUCCGGAUGUACUAACAAGACCUUCACUACAUCGGGCCAAUCUAAACAUUGUUUUGGACUCUCCAGCACUUAAUUGCCAGCCUUCUACUUCUGGCUUUUCAUUAGUUAAGGAAAUUAAGGACUCUGCAUCUUUACAUGAUGAUGACAACAUUUCCACAACCAGUGGAUUUUCUUCUCGGGCAUCUGAUAAAGAUGUUGCUAUUACAAGAACUGGGAACGCUCCCAUAUUGUGGUCUCCUGAAGCUGAGCGGACACAUGAUGUUUCACAAAACUCGUCCUUUAAUUCUAAGAAACCUACGUUUAAUCCAUCUUCCUUUUCCUCAUUUUUACCCAAUUCAAGUCGGCUUGGGGAUUCCCCCUUUUACCCAGGCAAGACAACCUACGGAGGUGCAUCUGCAGCUUGUCAAUCCAGGGUCCGAAGCACUCCAUACCGGGUACCAGUGAAAAAACAAGUUGUAGCAAAACCUGCACAUGCUACAUAUGGUGUAACAAGUCUAGCUGCGCGCCGCAUCCUGCAAUCUUUAGAGAAAAUGUCAAGUCCAUUGGCGGAUGCUAAGAGAAUACCUUCCGUUCCUUUUGUUUCGCCAUCGGCAGCAGAGAGAAGUUUCUCAGGAGAAAGUUCAUCUAAAAGAAAGAAGGUGGAUUCAUCACUUCCCCCAGUACAGAAGCUGGUUACACCACAGUCUAUUUCUGUACCCUCUAGCCUGAGGAAAAUAAGACCUUCCCUUUCAUCCACGCUGAGCAAUGCAAGCAGUUGCAGAACUCAAAGUUCUGAUAAGCACAAAGCUAAAGGGAAUUAUGAACCUGCUACCCCACUUCAGCAAACUAGUUUUGUAAUUCUUUCAAACAGCUUAUCCUACCCCACCUUCAGUACCCCUGCAUCAAAUGGCUUUGCUUCAGGAAGAGGUGGAGGCAAAAUGAUGAGGGAGCGUGGGUCAACAAAGCCAUCCGAGGAGGAGGUAGAGGUUCCCAUUCUACCUGCAGUACCCUUGCCAAUAAGUAUGACUGCACUUCCAAAAUUUAGUUUAAACAUGGAACAGAAGACUUCACCACUUCCUGUGAGACAACCAGUUUCUACUAAGGUAAAUAGCACCACUUCUACUGAUGCUACGGGCUUUAACUUCUCACAGCCAGUUGUGAAAGCUAUCCGCCCCAGUGAAGAGCCAACUACAUCUCCAGUGGGUUUUACCUUUAGAGCGCCAGCUUUAAAGACCACUUUACCACAUGAAAAUACAAAAUCCAUGCUGAACAAUACUGAAAUUACAUUAAAAGUGAAAGCACCCAUAUUGAUGAAUAGUAGCAGUGCAAAGAAGGCUGAGGAAGAAGUAGUCUGUAAACCAGCACAAUCAUUAAAAGAAGGAAGUGUGCUGGAUAUUCUGCGGAGCCCAGGUUUCCAGUCUACAAGUUCCCAACAAACCAGAACAACUCCUGCUAAAAGUGCAGUUUCCAGUCCUAAGCCUUUGAUGUUUGGGCAGAGCAGCAAACAGGCCUUGGGAAUAUGGUAUUGUGAUUGCUGCUUGGUUGAGAACAAGGCUUCGGACAGUAAAUGCGUAUGUUGCAGUACUGUGAAAGACCAAGCUACGGAGGUCACAAAGCAGCCUACUACUUUGGCACCAACCACAGCUUUUAAAAACACAUCCCCUUUGAAAUGUGUACAAGGAUUUGGGGACAUGUUUAAAGCUGCCCCUGGGACUUGGGAUUGUGAUACAUGUUUAGUACAGAACAAAUCCGAGUCAUCAAAAUGUGUGGCUUGUGCAUCUCCAAAACCUGGAACUGGGGCCAAAGAUCCCUUACUUGUUCUUCCUACAACAAAGCCGGAUAUGCUUGUUGCACCACCUGACAAUGGCCUUACUUUAUCACCAAGUCUUAAAUUUGAGGAACUGGCCAGAAAGCCUAUAGGAUCAUGGGAGUGUACAGUGUGUUGUGUGCAGAAUAAAGCAGAAGAUAGCAGCUGUGUGGCCUGCACAUCUCCCAAGCCAGGUGUGUCAACUACUUUGCCAGCUACAUCCUUUCCAGCUUCUCUACCAGCUUCCCAAGCGGAACCACAAGGUUUUGGAAAGUCGUCCUUUUCUUCGGAACCUUCAUUUCCACCUGUUAAGUUUGGACUGCCGCCAUCAAGUGAAACUGGAGAACAAAAAUCAAGUUCCUCCACUGACUCGAGUUCAAAUACAAAUAAAACUGGCUUUUCUUUCACAUUUGGUCAAAGCUCUAAGACAUUAGAUGAGAAGAAAGACAAAGAUGUAACUUUUGGAACUGCCACAAGCAACACUGUUUCAGCGCCUUUUAAGUUUGGCUUUACUAGUUCUGCUCCUGCAGAGAAGGAUGGUGCUGCUAAACCUUUGACAACUGACUUUCAAUUUGGAACCAAACCUGAGAGCUCUAGUAAUGCUAGCUUACUUGGCCUAUCUGCCAAGGAAAAAUCUGACAUCACACCAACAUUUGGUUUAAAGAAACCAGAAGAGAAAAAAACUGACACUCCUGUGGCUGGUGGAUUCACAUUUGGUAAAGUAGACCAGAAGGAAUCUGCUUUACCCUUUGCUUUUGGGAAAAACGACGAGAAAACCGAAUCUACACCAACGGUUACCUCCUCCUUAUUUGGCUCCAAAAGCGAUGCAGACCAGCCAAAGUCCUUUGUAUUUGGUAAACCUGAGGCAGGCAAGGCUGAUGCGUCAGAACUAAGCUCAUUUGCAUUUGGGGCGCCAAACCCUACGGAAAAGAAGGAAGCAGAUCAGCCAGCAAAACCAGUCUUUUCUUUUGGCUCUUCUGCCACAGAAACAGGCUCUUCAAAGCCAGUAUUUGGCUUUCCAGGCAGUGGAUCCUCGAGUGCCCCUCAGUCAAGUAAUAUUGGAAGUUCCACCAGUGUAUUUGGCAGUGUUCCUCAGACAAGUUCUAGUAAUGUUUUUGCCAGUGCUGUACAGUCCAACACUGCUGCUCCAGCUGCUGGUUCCCCCGCACCUUCUAGUACUGUGUUCAGCAGUUCAACUUCAUUGACGGUACCUACUGGGCCUAGCAAUGUUUUUGGUGCUGCCCUGUCUUCGAACACUCCUGCAGGUUCUAGCGGUAUAUUUGGAAGCGCUCCAGCUUCAGGGACUACGACCAGUUCAAGCAUUGUUUUUGGCAGCGUGGCCUCUGUGAAUACAUCAAGUUCAAGCAAUGUUUUUGGAAGUGCAGCUCCUACAAACACUUCAGCAACUUCCAACACUUUAUUUGGAAAUUCCAGUACAUCUACAAACCCAUCCAGUGUACCCUUUGUAUUUGGGCAGCCCGCUACUACAGCAGGUGGUGCUAUGUUUGGCAGUAGCAAUGAAUCUAAGUCAACAUUUGCUUUUGCUGGCCAGGAGAAUAAACCAGCAGAAACAUCUGCAAGUGCAGCUCCUGCCGCACCUUUUUUGUUUGGUGCAGGUACUUCAACACCAGCUGCUACGGGCUUUAGCUUCGGGGGGACAAAUACCUCCAAUUCAACAGGUACCAGCUCAACUCCAUUCAUCUUUGGCGUAAAUCAGUCAGCACCAGCUGCACCUGGCCUGGCUGCUGCCACUUCUGUACCAACUUUUGGGAAAACUGUUGCCCAAACUAAUGCCCCAGCUUUUGGUGCGCCUGUGUCUGGCUUUCCCUCUGGUUCCCAGACUGCCCCAAGUUUUGGGUCUAUGUCAAGCACUGUACAGCCCCCAGGCUUUGGACAGCAAAGUACACAGCCUACUUUUGGAGCCAAUGCAGCUCCUCCUGCUGGUGGUUCUUUUCAGUUUGGAGGUGCAAACUUCAACUUUGGUGGUGCAAGCUCAACAGGAGUAUUUACUUUUGGUUCAAAUUCUGGUGCUAACCCGGCACAGCCUGGCAAUUCUAGUUUUGCAUUUAAUCAGACUCCAUCCUUUAAUAUGGGAAGUAAUGGAAAGACAUUAACCCCAUCUUCAAUUUCUAAUCGAAAAAUUAAGACUGCUAGACGAAGAAAAUAGAAAACUGAUACAUUUGAGCUAUCAGCUGCUUCUGAGAGAUGGUGUCCUGCAUUGUGCAAAUACUGGAGUGUACCUCAUGCUGUGUUUAGUUGAAGUCAGAUCUAUUCAAGGACAAUACAAUCUGAAAGUACCACCUAACCCUUUCUUUUCUCCCAGUUCAAAAAA
Molecule: messenger RNA, 4785 nt
Organism: Nanorana parkeri
Lineage: Eukaryota; Metazoa; Chordata; Amphibia; Anura; Dicroglossidae
Gene: NUP153
Product: nucleoporin 153
Exons: 22
Coding region: 301-4620 (1439 amino acids)
Biological process (GO): RNA export from nucleus; protein import into nucleus
Cellular component (GO): nuclear pore
Molecular function (GO): structural constituent of nuclear pore
Source: RefSeq, a predicted model, not a curated record